This is a messenger RNA of Cladocopium goreaui, 3495 nucleotides long. NCBI's taxonomy places the organism in Eukaryota, Dinophyceae, Suessiales, Symbiodiniaceae. The record is from the annotation of a GenBank genome assembly.
AUGGCCUCAUCGGUGAUCAGUCAGUUGGUGGACGCCAUGACCCUGUGCUCUCAGCCAGCGGAACGGCAGGUCCGAACCACCAUCGAUCCACCCAUGGCCCCGGAGGAGGCGAUGAAGCUGCUGAAGGACGGCAACCGUCGCUUCGUGAAUGGCUGUCCCUGGGGUUCCAAGACCAAGGAGGCAGCACGUCAGCAGCUGGUGGAGGAUGGCCAGGCGCCUCACACCGCCAUCAUUGGCUGCGCUGAUUCCCGCGCGCCGCUGGAAACCAUUUUCGACACCAUGCCAGGUGACAUUUUCGUGCUUCGGAACGCCGGAAACACUUGCACACAUGCGGAAGGAUCGAUGGUUGGCAGCUUGGAGUUCUGCACCGGAAAGCUCGGUAGCCGUUUGAUUCUGGUCUUGGGCCACACCAAGUGCGGUGCCAUUUACGGGGCGACAAAGACCUACUUGGAUUCGCAGCCAGGAAAGAAGGUGGCAGGAUCCGCUUUGGAGGGGCUGCUCCAAGAUCUUGGCUCCGUGGCCCAAGAAGCCGCGCAGGAGAUGGGACCGGGGGCAAGCUCGGAUGAAGUGGCCGCUCAUGCUGUGAAGGUGAACGUGUUCCACACCAUGAACUUUCUCUUGCGCUUCAGCGAGAGUAUCCGCGAGAUGGUCAAGACUGGACAAGUUCAGAUCCAAGGUGGCAUUUACCAUUUGGAGACUGGAUCUGUGGAGUUUCUGGGCCAGUCUCCUUUGCAGAAAGAAUUGCUGGACAGCAGCAUGGCCAUCCCACCUUCCAUGGUCACAGAGGAGGAGCGAGGUUUGCAUGGUGUGCGCACCGGUGCGGAUGAAAGGGUGCCGUCUGACUUGGCGUUGUCGAUGCUGAAGAAGGGCAACGAGCGCUUUGCUGCCGGUGCCCCAACUGCUGGCAAGACUUCGGAUGCCAUGCGCAAGGCGUUGGUGAAACACAACCAAGCGCCCCACAGUGCCAUUGUUGGCUGCGCCGACUCUCGCGUCCCGGUCGAUACGGUCUUCGACGCAACGCCUGGGGAGCUGUUUGUCUUGAGGAAUGCUGGGAACACGUGCACGCAUGCCGAGGGAUCCAUCGUUGGCUCAUUGGAGUUCUGCACCGGCAAGCUAGGCAGCAAGUUGAUUCUGGUCUUGGGACACACCCAGUGUGGUGCCAUUGCUGGGGCCACUGCGACCCACCAAGCAGGAGCCACCAAUGCGCCUGGCUGCGCUUUGGAGGGGUUGUUGCAGGGUCUUGCCGUGGUGGCGAAGGAUGCCAGUGAACAGCUGUGCCCAGGUGCUUCCCAGCAAGAGCUGGUGGCGCAUGCUGUGAAGGUGAACGUCUUCCAUUCCAUGGAUUUCCUGUUGAAGUUCAGUGAGCCAUUGCGUGAGUUGGUCCGCAAGGGAGAGUUGGACAUCCAGGGCGGCAUCUAUCACCUCGAGACUGGCCGAGUGGAGUUUCUGGGUCAAUCCCCACGCCAAGCGGAGCUGUUGUCGUCGGAUCUGUCGCUGCCACCAUCCAUGGCCCUUGGUGCCAUCCGCACAUCUCAAGACGGAAUCGUGGCGCCCAAGUUGGCCCUGCAGACCCUGAAAGAGGGAAACGAGCGCUUCGUGGUGGGUGCUCCUGCUGCUGGAAAGGUGCAUCGCAGCAUGUGCGAGGCUUUGGCAACCAAAGGUCAGGCGCCCCACACGGCCAUCGUGGGCUGCGCGGAUUCGCGUUGUCCGCUGGAGACACUCUUCGAUGCUCUUCCUGGUGAUCUGUUCGUUCUGCGUAACGCUGGAAACACCUGCACACACGCUGAGGGAAGUAUCUUGGGCAGCUUGGAGUUCUGCACCGGGGCCCUCAACACCCAGCUGAUCUUUGUGCUGGGACAUACCAACUGCGGUGCCAUCAAGGGGGCGACGGCAGCAUACUUUGCGGCCAAGAAGCAGCCGACGAAGGCCAACAAUGCCUUGGAUGUACUUCUGAAGGGUCUCGACACAGUGGUGGCUCAGGCGGUGGCCGAAGCUGGGGACAAGGCAACAGAGGAGGAAGUCGCAGGACUCGCUGUGAAGCUCAACGUCUUCCAUACCAUGAAUUUCCUCAUGCAGCACAGCGAGCCCAUCCGCGAGAAGGUUUCCAGAGGCAAAUUGGAGAUCCAUGGAGGAGUCUAUGACUUGAAGUCCGGACGUGUGGAGUUUUUGGGUUGCAGCCCCUCUCAGUCGAAGCUGGUCGCAGGUAAGAGCACUGUGGCUCCUUCGCUGAAGGUUCUUGUUGACAGCAGCAUGUCCUCAGCAAACCGCGAAUGGUCCGCUAUGGUUUUCUCUCUCAUUCGUCAAUUGGCCAAUGGCAUGGAGCUGUGCUCUCGGCCAGAAAGACACGUGCGGACCACCCUGGAUGUACCCUUGGCCCCUGAAGAGGCUGCGACUCUGUUGAAGGACAGCCCUAAGGGCUGGGGAUGUGAGGCCUGGAAGAUCACCCGGGGAGCUCCGCAGAAAGGACGGCAACAGUCGCUUCGUGAGCGGCUGAGCUACUUGGACUCGCUGGCGCAGCCAGGAAAGAAGGAGGCAGCAGGAUGUGCUUUGGAGGGGCUCCUUCAAGAUCUUGGCUCCGUGGCCCAAGAAGCUGCAAAGGAGCUUGGACGUGGGGCCACCUCGGAUGAAGUGGCCGCUCAUGCUGUGAAGGUGAACGUGUUCCACACGAUCAACUUUCUCUUGCGUUUCAGCGAGAGUAUCCGCGAGAUGGUCAGGAUUGGACAAAUUCAGAUCCAAGGAGCCACAAAUGCGCCUGGCUGCGCUUUGGAGGGUUUGUUGCAGGGUCUUGCCGUGGUAGCCAAGGAUGCCAGUGAACAGCUGGGCCCACAUGCAUCCCAGCAAGAGCUGGUGGCGCAUGCUGUGAAGGUGAACGUAUUCCGUUCCAUGGAGUUCCUCUUGAAGUUCAGCGAGCCCUUGCGUGAAUUGGUCCGCAAGGGAGAGUUGGACAUCCAGGGCGGCAUCUACCACCUCGAGACGGGCCGAGUGGAGUUCGCCCUGAAGACCCUGAAAGAGGGCAAUGGUCGCUUUGUGGAGGGUGCCAACAAUGCCUUGGAUGUACUUCUGAAGGGUCUCGACACAGUGGUGGCUCAGGCGGUGGCCGAAGCUGGGGACAAGGCCACAGAGGAGGAAGUUACAGCACUCGCAGUGAAGCUCAAUGUCUUCCAUACCAUGACCUUCCUCACGCAACACGUUGAAGCUGCCUUAGUUGUGCAGGCACAGCCAGCCCUCCGCGAGAAGGCAUCAGCGGUUUCCAGCGGCGAGUUGGAGAUCCAUGGAGGAGUCUAUGACUUGAAGUCUGGACGCGUUGAGUUUUUGACUUGGACACCCUCUCAGCCGAAGCUGGUCAAAGCAAAGACCACGGUUUUUUCCGCCACCUCUCAGCCGAAGCUGCGGAAAUCUAAGAGCACGGUGGGUUCCAGCCCUCCUCAGUGGAAAUUGGUCAAAGCGAAGAGCUCUGCGUCGCUUUCUGUGAACGACAAGAUGUUUGGGGCCUAG